Hevea brasiliensis (rubber tree) is the source of this 1574-nucleotide messenger RNA. Its product is annotated as MADS-box protein SOC1. Bases 658 to 1311 code for a protein of 217 amino acids. Gene Ontology annotation, cellular component: nucleus. Lineage: Eukaryota; Viridiplantae; Streptophyta; Magnoliopsida; Malpighiales; Euphorbiaceae. Gene Ontology annotation, biological process: positive regulation of transcription by RNA polymerase II. Gene Ontology annotation, molecular function: DNA-binding transcription factor activity, RNA polymerase II-specific; protein dimerization activity; RNA polymerase II cis-regulatory region sequence-specific DNA binding. The transcript has 9 exons. The record is from RefSeq and is a predicted model, not a curated record.
UUCUUUUUCUUUUAUUUUUUAAAAUGCUUUCUUUUUCAUCUAAAUUUGCUCUGUUUGGAGUUUGUCGUGGGUUUUACCAAAACAAGCAAGGAUGAGGUUUUCUUAAUAAUAAGGUGAUACAUGGGUAAAAUUUUGUUUCUUUAAAUGGGUGGUGGGCUUCCGCUUCCAAGAGCUUUUUUAUUCAAGGUGAAAGAGAGGGAGAGAGAGAUGAAUAAGGAAAGGUGGUGUGUGUGGGUGCUUACUGCCUUGGUUGUGACUAACAAGAUAACCUAGAAAUAGAAUCAAUCAAUCACCAAGACAUAAAUAACAUUAGAUUUUGGGUUUUUUUCCUAUUUGGUAAGAUUUCCAAAUCUCCCUUUGGCUCUUUUCUUAAAUGGAAUUGAACAGCAUUUCUUAUGGUUUUCCUUGUUUUCUCUGGAUCAAUCAACAACCACUCUUAUCUCCAUAAAUUCUUAUUGGGCUUUCUGGGUCUUGAUAGGAAUCCUCAGAUUUCCUUAUCCACCUUCCUUUUUUGGCUGAUCUUCUUCAUCUUCUCCUCCUUAAAAGCUUUUCUGGGGUUUUGCCUGCUGUUUGGGUUUGCGGUGUUUGCUCACAAAAUCUCAGAUUUCUGUGCUUCCUCUCUUUACCUAAAGAGGCUUUCUGGGUAGCCUAUUUGAAAUGGUGAGAGGAAAGACUCAAAUGAAGCGCAUAGAGAACGCCACAAGCAGGCAAGUCACCUUCUCCAAGCGGCGAAAUGGGUUGCUGAAGAAGGCCUUUGAGCUGUCGGUUCUUUGCGAUGCGGAGGUUGCCCUUAUCGUCUUCUCUCCUAGAGGGAAGCUCUAUGAAUUUGCAAACUCUAGCAUGCAGGAAACAAUUGAACGUUAUCGUAGGCAUGUGAAAGAUGAUCAAAUUGACGAGAAGAAAUCAGAUGAAAACAUGGAGCUACUGAAGACGGAAGCAGCGAACAUGGUGAAGAAGAUAGAGCUCCUUGAAAUUUCAAAAAGGAAACUACUGGGAGAAAGUUUGGAUUCCUGCACUGUUGAAGAAUUACAGCAAAUUGAACAACAGUUGGAGAGGAGCGUAAGCAGCAUCAGAGCAAGAAAGAAUCAGGUUUUCAAAGAACAAAUUGAGCGACUAAAAGAAAAGGAGAGCCAAUUGGCAGCUGAAAAUGCAAGGUUAUCUGAAAAGUGUGGUGUCCAACAAUGGGAAGGCUUGAAAGUGGUGGGAGAAACUCGAUACUGUGAAGAAAGUAGCCCAGUUUCAGAUGUGGAGACUGAACUGUUCAUUGGACUACCAGAAACAAGAACCAAGCGCCAUCCUCCAAGAAACUGAAUGAUGGUUGGCAAAACCAUGCCACUACUGAAUACAAAAGCAUUAGUAACAAGCAACAAUAAGGGCAACUGUAUGGUAAUGGUAAUAUAUGUUAUUUGUUGAAGAAACUUUGACAGGAACUUCAUUGACGUAAAGGUACAAGCUAGCUACUUGAAUUAUAUUUAUUACAUGUAAUUACAGUUCUCCAUAUUCUUUCUGCUACCUUUCUUCUAGAUACUACCGUGCUAUUAUCGGUAUAUAUUAGAAUUUUGUGUUUUGAACAA